AUGACUGCCGGGACCGGGACCGGAACACCGGAGACACCGGACCUGAGCCACCUGACGGAGGAGGAGCGGAGCAUCAUCCGGUCAGUGAUGGACCGACAGAAGAAGGAGGAGCAGAGCGCGCGGAAGUGGAACCCGUUGUCAGGAGUCAGUCAGCUGGUGUCGGAGGUUCUGCAGGUUCUCGGUCCGACUGACGAGGAGACGCAGAAGUUACAUCAGCAGUUUGAGAUGUGUAAGGACCAGGUGAGGAAGCUGGGGGCGGAGCCUCAGGGUGCUCGCACGGCGCCGGCCGACUCUCACACCUGCACCGUCUGUCACAAAACCAAGAUGGCCGACGGCUGCGGCCGCACCUGCUGCUACUGUCAGGGCAACUUCUGCAACCGCUGCGGGGGGCGUGUCCUCCUCUCAGCCAAUAAGGUGAUGUGGGUGUGUAACAUCUGCAGGAAGCAGCAGGAGAUCUUAACCUCACACAGGGUUUCCCACCCUCCACCGCAGGGGCCUCUGAGCAACGGAGCCACGGAUGGAGUUAACCCCUCCCCUCCUGGAUUGAUUGACAGGAGGCGGAGGGAGUCAUAUUAUGAUGAUGGGGGGGGCAGGAUGCCUCGCUCGCCCUCUGACACCGGUCUGGACCGCCGCUCCCGCUCUCCACACGGUCGUCAUGGUUACGAGGAGGAGGAGUCGCAUGCCAGGAGGCGACCAAUCAGAGACAAUCGAGGCCGCUGGCACUCACAGGACCCUCUGGGACAGGUUCAGGACGACUUCGAGCUGCGGCGGCAGCAGGAGGAGGAGUUUCAGGCCCGUUACCGUAGCGACCCGAACCUGGCUCGUCACCCGGGGAAACCGCAGCCGAGCGAGGACGCCAUGAGGUCGUUAGCUCAGGUCGGCCGAGUCCGCCACCAGCGCCGCCACAGCGAGGUCUCCACGGCAACCGCAGACGAUCACCUGACCUCUAAGCACGUUGUCCGGCAGCUUCGGGCUCCAGGAUUGGUCGGAGCUGGAGGUCAGAGGUCGUCUCCUCGCAGUAGCCCCGUCCCUCAGCAACACCUGGACGUAAGCCCCGCCCGCCGGAGGAAGUCGGCCAAUGAGAGCGCAGGGCAGAGGGGCGGGAGGAUGGGGAGGAUGCACCUGAUUGGCAGCUUCAGCAGCUCGUCAGAGGACCUGGCGACCACGCCCGACUACGAAAGCUGUGACGAGCAAGUCAGCUGGUCAGAGAUUAUGAGCUGUGAUUGGCUCAGAGGGUUCUCAGCCCCGCAGCAGAUCAGAGUCUCUGCUGCCGUCUCUCUCAGAACGUCCAACGCAGAACAACAAUCAGGAGAACCUUCAGCGGAUCCUCAGAUCGGACCGGUCCCGGCCCCGAGGAUCCCGGUGGACCUGGAGAACCCUGAGAACCCGGAGAACCCGGAGAACCGGUGGCUGGUGGAGGAGCUGAUAGAGGAGCUGGUGGGGAAGCUGGUGGAGGAGCUGGUGGGGGAGCUGGUGGAGGAGUUGGUGGUGGAGCUGAUAGAGGAGCUGGUGGGGAAGCUGGUGGAGGAGCUGGUGGGGGAGCUGAUAGAGGAGCUGGUGGGGAAGCUGCUGGUGGGGGAGCUGAUAGAGGAGCUUGUGGAAGAGCUGAUAGAGGAGCUGGUGGUGGAGCUGAUAGAGGAGCUGGUGGAGGAGCUGGUGGGGGAGUUGGUGGAGGAACUGAUGGAGGAGCUGCUGGUCGAGGAGCUGAUAGAGGAGAUGGUGGAGGAGCUGGUGGAGGAGCUGGUGGGGGAGCUGAUAGAGGAGCUGGUGGAGGAGCUAAUAGAGGAGCUGCUGGGGGAGCUGGUGGAGGAGCUGAUAGAGGAGUUGGUGGAGGAGCUGCUGGUGGAGGAGCUGGUGGGGGAGCUGAUGGAGGAGUUGGUGGUGGAGCUGAUAGAGGAGCUGGUGGGGAAGCUGGUGGAGGAGCUGGUGGGGGAGCUGAUAGAGGAGCUGGUGGGGAAGCUGGUGGAGGAGCUGGUGGGGGAGCUGGUGGAGGAGUUGGUGGUGGAGCUGAUAGAGGAGCUGGUGGGGAAGCUGGUGGAGGAGCUGGUGGGGGAGCUGAUAGAGGAGCUGGUGGGGAAGCUGCUGGUGGAGGAGCUGGUGGGGGAGCUGAUAGAGGAGCUGGUGGAGGAGCUAAUAGAGGAGCUGCUGGGGGAGCUGGUGGAGGAGCUGAUAGAGGAGUUGGUGGAGGAGCUGCUGGUGGAGGAGCUGGUGGGGGAGCUGAUAGAGGAGCUGGUGGAGGAGCUGAUAGAGGAGUUGGCGGAGGAAUUGGUGGAGGAGCUGAUAGAGGAGCUGGUGGGGGAGCUGAUAGAGGAUCCAUCCUACUCCAUCCCUCUCCAUCCUACUCCAUCCCUCUCCAUUCUACUCCAUCCUAGAGACAUGGACAGCCAAUGGUGGGAUCCUGGAUCCUGGCAAGGCGAGCCUGCCUUCAUGCAGCCAGUCACAUGGCAGCCGUCCAAGGAUGGGGAGCGUCUGAUUGGUCGAGUUCUGCUGAACAAGAGGAUGAAGGACGGGACGGUUCCUGCAGAUAUGGGAGCUCUGCUGGGACUCAAGGUUGUCGGGGGAAAGAUGACGGAGUCCGGUUGUCUCUGUGCUUUCAUCACCAAAGUGAAGAGAGGAAGUCUGGCUGACACUGUGGGACACCUGAGGCCAGGUGAUCAGGUUCUGGAGUGGAACGGUCGGGUUCUCCAGGGAGCCUCAUUCAACGAGGUCUACAACAUCAUCCUGGAGUCCAAACCGGAGCCGCAGGUGGAGCUGGUGGUGUCUCGACCAAUCAGAGAUGGUUCCAGAGCAGCAGACGGUUCCUACAUCCAGCACGAGUCCAGUGAGUUUAAUACAGUGACCCAACCUGAGGCCCGGACCAGUUCUAAUUCGUCUCCCUUGAACCCCGGGUUCCUGUCCGGACAGCUGCCUACUGUGAACAGGCGCGCGUUGGUUCCCCGAGUUCAGGUGAAGCUGUGGUUCGACAAAGUUGGUCAUCAGCUGAUCGUCACGGUUCUCGGAGCUAAAGAACUUCCUGUUCGAGACGACGGCCGACCGCAGAACCCGUAUGUCCAAAUCUACUUCCUGCCGGACAGAAGUGAUAAGAGUAAGCGGAGGACGAAGACGGUGAAGAAGUCUGUGGAACCUCGGUGGAACCAGACCUUCAUGUACUCGCCGGUCCACCAGCGGGAGUUCAGAGAACGGAUGCUGGAGCUGACGGUCUGGGAUCAGGCCCGGGUCCGAGAGGAGGAGAGCCAGUUCCUAGGAGAGGUUCUCAUCGAGAUGGAGUCGGCUCUGCUGGACGAUCAGCCUCACUGGUACAAACUGCAGAACCAUGACGUUCCCUCUCUGCUCAACACUUCCCCCUAUCUGCAGAGGAGAGGACUGCAGGCGGAGAACCGGAGGCUGCAGAACACAGGCCAUUACUUUAACUCAGGAUCUCAGAGGAUCAGCGACAGCGAGUUCUCCGAUUACGACUGUGAGGACGGGAUCGGGGUCAUCGCAGACUGCCGGCUGAGCAGCAGAGACUUCCACAGCUCCUCCCUCUCUGUGCCGGAGCAGGUGAUGUCGUCCAAUCACAACGCUCGAUCCGACAUGGUCCGGAUGAGGUCACGGUCGCCGAGCCAGAGCGGUAACGGUCUGUAUCCGUUGUACCGGGACGAAGCCGUGCGGCUGCUGCGAGGAUCCAAGAUGAGCCGAGCGCUCUCCGACGCCGGCCAGUACAGCAGCCUGGAGAGGAGGAAUUUGAGGAGAAUGUCUGUCGCCAACUCUUUGGAUUCAUACGACAGAUACUUUAAUGGUCCGAACUCUUCGUGGCCGAACCACAUGAUGAACGGGAACUGUGAGGACUACAGCCAGGACUUCAUCCCAGACUUCCCCUUCGAACCCGACGCCUUCGAUGAGGAACUGCUGAGGGUGAACCCUCGAUCCACAACCUCCAGUCCAACAGGAUCGCCCGUCUGCAGCCGCAGAACGCGCCAGCUGCCCGCCGUCCCGCCCAAAGGAACCCUGGACAGAAGUACGUUAUCAAUCCAUCUUUAUUUAUUACAACAGAUUUUGACGUCGCCCACCCCAGAAGCACCAAUCAUCGCCCCCCCCAUGCUGCAUCAUCAGGCCCCUCCCCCUGUCCACAAACCUGCCAAUCAUCAACCUCCUCUUAUACGAAUCCAAGCCCCUCCUCCUGCACCUGCCCCAGCUCCUGCCCCAGCUCCUGCCCCAGCUCCUGCCCCAGUUCGCGCCCCAGUUCCUGCCCCAGCUCCUCCUGCACCUGCCCCAGUUCGUGCCCCAGUUCGUGCCCCAGCUCCUGCCCCAGCUCCUGCUCCAGUUCCUGCCCCAGCUCCUCCCCCAGCUCCUGCCCCAGCUCCUGCCCCAGCUCCAGUUCCUGCCCCAGCUCCUGCCCCAGCUCCAGUUCCUGCCCCAGCUCCUGCCCCAGCUCCAGUUCCUGCCCCAGCUCCUGCCCCAGCUCCUGCCCCAGUUCCUGCCCCAGUUCCUGCCCCAGCUCCUGCCCCGGCUCCUCCUGCACCUGCCCCAGUUCCUGCCCCGACUCCUGCCCCUGCCCCAGCUCCUGCCCCAGCACCUGCCCCAGCUCCUGCCCCAGCACCCGCCCCAGCUCCUGCCCCAGCACCCGCCCCAGCUCCACCUGCCCCAGCUCCUACUCCUGAACCUGCCCUGUCCCCUGCACCUAGCCCCGCCCCUUCGCUUAGCCCCGCCCCCUCACCAGCCCCGCCCCCGGAGACUCCAGAGCCGGACAGACGCUCAGCGACUCCUGGAGGGACCAGAAAAGAGGUCACAUGGGAGGACCAGCAGCAGAAGGCAGCCAAUGGUAUAGUAUCACCUGUUAGCUCCACAGGUGUGAUGAAGGAUCCAAAGGUGAGGUCACACAUGACAUUCCAGGUGAGCGACAGUGACGUCAGCGACAUGGCGGCCUCUGAAACCCGACCUAUCCGCAAGAUCAGUCGGGCGGAGGCUCUGGAGAGCCAAUCAGUGGAGCUGGGGACACAGGAAGUAGUCAAGGAGGCAGAGGGCGGAGCCAAGCUGCAGAAGAACGAAUCAGUGGAGGAAGCAGAGGAGGAGGAGCCGGGGCCCCCAAAGCCGGCGCCUCCUCUGCAGAAGUCUUCGAGCGUCGGCGGUGAGAUCUGCUCGCUGGGACGAAACGAUGACGAUGAAGACGACAAGAAGAGACGAUCCAGUUUCGGAGCUCGGAUGAUGGGAAUGGUCGGACUGAAGAGCCAGAGCGCCUCCCAGCCCAAUCCUGAGGAGGAAGAGAAGAAGAAGAAGGUGGUGAGACUUCCUGUCCAGAGGAGCGUAGAAACCGGAUUGGCCGUCGACUUUAAAGCUCGUUUAACUCGACAGCCGAGCCGCGACCCCGACGCCGAAGACCCGAAACCUGGAGCUCUCAUCUUUCCGGGGGUAAAGUUGGCGUCAGACAAACAUUUCACCGGCUUCCUGGAGAAUUUAGGCCCCGCCCAGCUGGCUGGCCGCCAGACUCUGGCCACGUCCGCCAUGGGUGACAUCCAGAUCGGGAUGGUCCACAGGAAGGAGCGUCUGGACGUGGAAGUGAUCCGAGCCCGCGGCCUUGUGGGUAAACAAGGCAACAAGAACACACCAGCUCCGUAUGUGAAGGUCUACCUGAUGGAUAACGGGAAGUGUGUGUUGAAGCGUCGAACUCGUCUGGCAAGAAAAACUCUCGACCCGCUUUAUCAACAACAACUUCAGUUUGAGGAGAACCCAGAAGGAAAAGUCCUGCAGAUCAUCGUUUGGGGCGACUACGGGAGGAUGGACCAUAAAUCCUUCAUGGGCUCUGCUCAGAUCCUAUUGGACGACCUGGACUUAUCCAACAUGGUGAUUGGCUGGUUUAAACUGUUUCCUGCCACCUCAUUGGUGGACCCCGCCUUGGCCCCACUGACCAAUAAGGAAACAGAGGGCGGGAAGUCGUAG
Molecule: messenger RNA, 5916 nt
Organism: Scomber japonicus (chub mackerel)
Lineage: Eukaryota; Metazoa; Chordata; Actinopteri; Scombriformes; Scombridae
Product: regulating synaptic membrane exocytosis protein 2-like
Exons: 46
Coding region: 1-5916 (1971 amino acids)
Biological process (GO): regulation of synaptic plasticity; calcium ion-regulated exocytosis of neurotransmitter; regulation of membrane potential
Cellular component (GO): presynaptic membrane; cytoskeleton of presynaptic active zone
Molecular function (GO): small GTPase binding; transmembrane transporter binding; RNA binding
Source: RefSeq, a predicted model, not a curated record